Megalopta genalis is the source of this 3381-nucleotide messenger RNA. RefSeq names its product caprin family member (gene Capr). Gene Ontology annotation, cellular component: cytoplasm. Gene Ontology annotation, molecular function: RNA binding. NCBI's taxonomy places the organism in Eukaryota, Metazoa, Arthropoda, Insecta, Hymenoptera, Halictidae. The record is from RefSeq and is a predicted model, not a curated record.
CUGAUUUCCAGUUCGCGUUUGUUGCCCGUGAAGGAUGCCUUCUGCCAACCCUAAACUAGAAAAACAGGCCUCUACGGAGACCGUAGAACCUAUACGCCAGGCGAUCAUCGUUAUCGAACAUAAGAUACGGAAUCUUGACAAGCGUAAGGCGAAGUUAGAAUCAUACAAGGAUCUACAGAAAAAUGGAAAGGAAUUGAAUACUGAUCAAAAAACAGCUGUAGCCAAAUAUGAUGAAGUAUUACAAACAUUGGAGUUUACAAGAGAAUUAUAUAAACAAAUUGUUGGUAUUUCUCAAGAAUCGGUCAAACAACAGAAAAAAAUGGCAAGGAAGGAAGCAAAUGAGAGAAUGCAACAGGACAUUGCAAAAGUGAGAGAAGUUCUUCUUAUUCAAGAUGUUUUGAUGAACAUGGGAACAGAAUCUGUUAGAGAGGAUUUCCUUACUGGGAAAAAUGGUACUGUGAAAUUAACAGAGGAGGAAGUAAAAUAUUUGGAUAGCCUAUAUCAUGAACUAUCAAUGAAACAUCAUCGGGAAGAAGGUGAACCAACUUUUUUCCAACAAGUACAAAAAGUAGCAGAACAUUUUGUACUCAUUGUUGAAGGGAAACAAAGAGAAGUUGUUGGAACAACUUAUAGCAAGAUAAAAGAAAUGAUCAAUACUAUCAACCAAUCUGGCUAUUUUGACCAAGUUCAUGAAACUGAAGCUGCCACAGAAGAAGUUGUAGAAGCAGUCGCAGAGACACAAAUAACAGAAACUCCAGUACAAGAGCAACAAGUCAACGAAGAAUAUACUAGCAAUGAGAGACACAUUCCACCCGAGUCUAUGAUUCCUAUUCCCAAUUUUCCAGUGCAAGUUGCUUCUCUUCCUGUGGUUUCUGGUACAGCCCCAGUUUCUGGUCCUAUUCCUGUAGUGGCACAACCCAUUCCACCACAUCCAGCUGCACCAGUAGAAACGUCUUACUACACAAAUGCUACAGGGUUUGUUCCUCAACCACAACAACAACAGCAGCAGCCACAACAACAACAACAACAAUCUCAACAAACCCAACAACCACCACAAGCCCCUAGAAUUAACGAUGUUAUAGGUACACCAAAUUUCUUUUUUCUGCAAGAAUCUGAGCUUGAUUCACCAGAUGUAACGUCACAGGCACCUAUCGUCUCACACAUUCCUGCUGCUGUAAACGCACCAAUUCCUUCACAAACAUUUACAAAUCAAAACUUUGCUAAUUCGCCGGUAGUAGCGCAACAAGUGAUAUAUCAACAUCAACCACCACAAGAUAUAUCCCAUAUACCUGGUUUUGCCAAUCCUAAUCCACCUCCACCUAUUCCAAUGCCGCCAUCUCAUCAACAACCAAACAUGCAAUAUAGUCCACAACAUCCUGCAAAUUAUCAACAACAACCACAACAACAAACUCCCUCGCAACAAAUACCGCAACAGACACAGUCACAAAACUUCGAACAUCAACAAGAGAGUCAACAACAACAACAACCUACCGAGGAAAAAACGGAUGAAAACCAAGACGAAGCGAUAGCGCCAGAAUCGGAAUUAGAACAAUCAAAUGAACCUGUAGAUUGGUGUCAGAUGACUGAUCCUAAUGACUGGAAUCAGACCGAUCAAUCACAACAGCCUGCACAAGAUGCACAGCAACAACAACAGCAACAAACGUCUCAGCAAGCUUGGGGCGAUCAGCAACGCAGUGGAUAUAGAGGCAGGGGUGGAAAAAGGGGAAAUUCUAAUGGAUAUAGUGGAAGGGGCAGGGGCAGCGGUUAUCAACAAAAUGGACGAGUUGGACAAGGAACAUAUUAUCGUAACGAUAGCAAUUAUCAAAACGGUUAUCAACAACGUUCCUGGGGAAACAAUGAAGGUAGCGGUGGUUAUAAUUCUGGCUAUAAAAGGGGUGGUGGUGGUGGACCGAGAGGAGGUCCGCGAGGUGAGCGUGGCAUGGAUAGAGGUGGCCGAGGACAAUUUCGCGGUCAAAGGGGAGGAAACCGUGGCGCGUAUGCACCCCGUGGUAAACCCCACACGCAACAGUAAUUAAAUCGCGAUAGAACCAUGCACAGUGAAACAUUAUAAUAAUGCUGUAAGAUCAGAAUUCAGUUGUCUAUUUAUGAAAAAGUCCAAGUCGUAUGUCAAAUAAAAACAAAGUUUCAACUAAACUUUGUGCGUGCUGCUAAGUGUAAAUUUUAACAUUUAAAACUGGAACCUUGACGUUCACGAACGAGUAAUUAAUUAAUCUGACGAAUUAGUUUAUACGGAUUUACUCGGUUAAAGAAACGGACGACAAAAGGAUUGAAUGUGAGUUAAAAGAAAGAGAUGGAACACGCAUUUAGCAUAUUUUAAUACGACUUAGGAUAUUUCUAAAAUAGGACAAUGAAUAACCAAAAUUUUGCAUUUGAAUUUGGUAUCUGCGAUUAUCAGGGGGAAAUCCUAUUAAUAUUAACAAGAACAUUAUGCAGACGUAAUAUUGUGAUAUAAGAAGAAAUCAACCAAAUUCAGAAGUGUGAACCCACCAUGCAAGUAUUAUUGUGUUGUGACAGAAGGCAGUUUUCACAGGGCAACAACAGCUGAUCAACAAAGAUUAGAAAUAUAAUUUUAUUAUAAAAAAAAUACAAAAAAAAAUGAGAACUCGUACAAGCAUUUCACGUAAAGACACAUAAGAAUGUAUUUAAAGAAUAACGUUAAAAUGAUUACACGAAUAGAUGAUCUGCACGACCAUCUCUUUGUCUUGCGGCGCAUCGUUCUAGAGAAUUUUUUAAGGUACCAGAAAAAAGAGGAUACAGUGAGCAAUGCCUUCUAGCGCUAUAUAUCUUCUUAACUUCAUAUUCCUUUCGCGGUUUAUGAAUUUCUGAAGCAUUUAGAAAGUUAAAGUUGUCGAGAUUUAGUAGUUGAAGGAGAAAAAAAAUUUUGCGUAAUAUACGCAAAUCUCUAAAAGCGUUGUUCAUGAAACGUGUUUCAUGGUUUAUGACGAAUUACGUAGCUCCCUUGAUCUGUUCUUUUUCUGUGUGAUUCCGAAACUCUUCACGGUCGCCUCCGCAGCUGGUCAAGUAAAAGAGAUUGCAGUGCAAUGUCAAGUUUACGAAGCAACAUUACCUAAUUUUUUUAUCGCAAAAUAUAUGAUUAUUUUUAAAAGAAAAGAAGCGAUAGUGCGGAGCUUUAGCAACUAAGUCGAGUGUACAAUUACUGACUAGAGCCAGAGAAGGCGUGUUUGUAUAGUGCGCCAUUGACAAAAGCCACGCUCAUACCACGCCAGACACGUGAUAAGGAGUACCGUAUUGUAUUUCGUUUGUACAUUUGUGUUUAAUCACCUCCAUCUACAGUUAUGUUCGAAUAUCCUAUGAAUACCUAUGUAUCUUCCAAAUAAAGAUCUAAUUCAACCCUGCUAA